Messenger RNA from Phyllostomus hastatus (greater spear-nosed bat), 13214 nucleotides. RefSeq names its product nuclear receptor binding SET domain protein 1 (gene NSD1). Gene Ontology annotation, cellular component: nucleus; chromatin. Gene Ontology annotation, biological process: regulation of DNA-templated transcription. The record is from RefSeq and is a predicted model, not a curated record. Gene Ontology annotation, molecular function: histone H3K36 methyltransferase activity; protein binding. The coding region runs from base 319 to 8421 and encodes 2700 amino acids. Lineage: Eukaryota; Metazoa; Chordata; Mammalia; Chiroptera; Phyllostomidae. The transcript is spliced from 23 exons.
GUAAACUUUGCUCGCUCCUGAAUAUUGAUGAGUGCGAUCGGCGCGGCCGGGAGGUGCUGCCGCGGCUGCGAGAAGGAGCGCGGCCCGGGCCAGCGGCAGCGGCGUCGGCAGCAGCCAUGUUUGUCAAGCUGUAGCAGCAGCAGCAGCAGCUGCUGUCCUGACUUGGCUUCACCGGCUGCCUCCGUUUCUCCCCCUGCGGCGUCCUAUCCUUUGGGUUCUGCGGCCGAGGACCGAGGCGGCCUGCAGUCAGGAUGGCGAGCCUUGGGGUGCGCCCGCUUCGGUCGACUGGCCUGCGGCCUGGGUUGAUGCUGGCGCAGGAUGGAUCAGACUUGUGAACUACCUAGAAGAAACUGUCUGCUGCCCUUUUCCAAUCCAGUGAAUUUAGAUGCUCCUGAAGACAAGGACAGCUCUUUCGGUAAUGGUCAAUCCAAUUUUUCUGAGCCACUUAAUGGGUGUACUAUGCAGUUAUCGACUGCCAGUGGAACAUCCCAAAAUGCUUAUGGACAAGAUUCUCCAUCUUGUUACAUUCCACUGCGGAGACUACAGGAUUUGGCCUCCAUGAUCAAUGUAGAGUAUUUAAAUGGGUCUGCUGAUGGAUCAGAAUCCUUUCGAGGCCCUGAAAACAGUGAUUCAAGAGCUCAGUCGCCAGUUGUUUGCACUUCCUUGAGUCCUGGUGGUCCACCAGCACUUGCUAUGAAACAGGAACUCUCUUGUAAUAACUCCCCCGAACUCCAGGUAAAAGUAACAGAGACCGUCAAGAAUGGCUUUCUGCACUUUGAGAAUUUUACUUGUGUGGACGAUGCAGAUGUAGAUUCUGAAAUGGACCCAAAACAGCCAGUCACAGAGGAUGAGAGUAUAGAGGAGAUCUUUGAGGAAACUCAGACCAAUGCCACCUGCAAUUAUGAGCCUAAAUCAGAGAAUGGUGUAGACGUGGCCAUGGGAAAUGAACAAGACAGCACACCAGAGAGUAGAGAUGGUGCAGUCAAAUCGCCAUUCUUGCCAUUAGCUCCUCAAACUGAAACACAGAAAAAUAAGCAAAGAAAUGAAGUGGACGGCAGCAAUGAAAAAGCAGCCCUUCUCUCAGCCCCCUUUUCUCUAGGAGAUGCAAACGUUACCAUAGAAGAGCAAUUAAACUCAAUAAAUUUAUCUUUUCAGGAUGAUCCAGACUCCAGUACCAGUACAUUAGGAAACAUGCUAGAAUUACCUGGAACUUCAUCAUCAUCUACUUCACAGGAAUUGCCAUUUUGUCAACCCAAGAAAAAGUCUGCGCCACUGAAGUAUGAAGUUGGAGAUCUCAUCUGGGCAAAAUUCAAGAGGCGCCCGUGGUGGCCCUGCAGGAUUUGCUCUGAUCCGCUAAUUAACACACACUCAAAAAUGAAAGUUUCCAACCGGAGGCCCUAUCGACAGUACUAUGUGGAAGCUUUUGGAGACCCUUCUGAGAGAGCCUGGGUGGCUGGAAAAGCGAUUGUCCUGUUCGAAGGCAGACAUCAGUUUGAAGAGCUGCCUGUCCUUAGGAGAAGAGGAAAGCAGAAAGAGAAAGGAUAUAGGCAUAAGGUUCCUCAGAAAAUUUUGAGUAAGUGGGAAGCCAGUGUUGGUCUUGCUGAGCAGUACGAUGUUCCGAAAGGGUCAAAGAACCGAAAAUGUGUCACCAGUUCGAUCAAAUUGGACAGUGAGGAAGAUAUGCCAUUUGAAGACUGUACAAAUGAUCCUGAAUCAGAACAUGACCUGUUGCUUAAUGGCUGCUUGAAAUCUAUGGCUUUUGACUCUGAACAUUCUGCAGAUGAGAAGGAAAAGCCUUGUGCAAAGUCUCGAGCCAGAAAGACCACUGAUAAUCCUAAAAGGACUUGUGUGAAAAAGGGUCACAUGCAAUUUGAAGCACGUAAGGAAGAACGGAGGGGAAAGAUUCCAGAUGGCCUUGGUCUAAACUUUAUUUCCGGGGAUGUAUCUGAUAAGCAGGCCUCUAAUGAACUUUCCAGGAUAGCUAACAGCCUCACAGGAGCCAGCACUGCCCCGGGAAGUUUUCUCUUUUCUUCUUGUGCAAAAAAUACUACAAAGAAAGAAUUUGAGACUUCAAAUUGUGAGUCUUUACUGGGCUUGUCUGAGGGUGCCUUGAUUUCUAAACGUUCUGGGGAAAAGAAGAAAAUUCAACGAGGUCUGGUGUGCAGUUCAAAAGUGCAGCUGUGCUAUAUUGGAGCAGGUGAUGAAGAAAAACGAAGUGACUCCAUUAGUAUCUGUACCACUUCUGAUGAUGGAAGCAGUGAUCUGGAUCCCAUAGAUCCCAGUUCAGAUUCUGAUAACAGUGUCCUUGAAAUUACAGAUGCUUUUGAUAGAACAGAGAACAUGUUGUCCAUGCAGAAAAAUGAAAAGGUAAAGUAUUCUAGGUAUCCUGCCACAAACACUAAGGUAAAAGCAAAGCAGAAGUCCCUCAUUACUAACUCACUUACAGACCACUUAAAAGAUUGUACUAAGACAGCCGAGUCUGGAACUGAGACGUCUCAGGUUAAUCUGUGUGAUUUUAAGUUGUCCACUCUUGUCCGCAAACCCCAAUCAGAUUUUCGAAACGAUGGUCUCUCUCCAAAAUUAAACACCCCAUCAAGCAUUUCCAGCGAGAACUCACUAAUAAAGGAUGGGGCUACAAAUCAAGCUCUGUUACAUUCAAAAAGCAAACAGCCCAAGAUUCGAAGUAUAAAGUGCAAACAUAAAGAAAAUCCAGUUGUAGUAGAACCUCCAGUUGCAAAUGAGGACUGCAGUUUGAAAUGCUGUUCUUCUGAUACCAAAGGCUCUCCUUUGGCCAGCAUUUCCAAAAGUGGGAAAGGGGAUGGGCUAAAACUACUGAGCAGCAUGCAUGAGAAAACCAGGGACUCGAAUGACAUAGAAACAGCAGUGGUGAAGCACGUUCUGUCAGAGCUGAAGGAACUGUCUUAUAGAUCCUUAAGUGAAGAUGUCAGUGACUCGGGAACAUCAAAGCCAUCAAAACCAUUGCUUUUUCCUUCUGCCUCUAGUCAGAAUCAUAUACCUAUUGAACCAGACUACAAAUUCAGUACAUUGCUAAUGAUGUUGAAAGAUAUGCACGAUAGUAAGACCAAAGAGCAACGGUUAAUGACUGCUCAAAACUUGGUUUCCUAUCGGAGCCCUGGUCUUGCGGACUGUUCUACCAGUAGUCCUCUAGGGACUUCUAAGGUGUUGGUUUCGGGAACCUCCAAUCACAGUUCAGAAAAAAGUGGAGAUAGCACUCAGGAUCCAGUCCAUCCUAGCCCUAGUGGGGGUGACUCUGCACUAACUGGGGAAUUGCCUGCCUCCCUGCCUGGCUUGGUGUCAGACAGAAGAGACCUCCCUGCUACUGGCACAAGCCGUUCGAACUGUGUUACUAGACGCAGCUGUGGGCAACCAAGGCCAUCAUCCAAAUUGCGAGACGGUUCAGGCCAAAUGGGAAAGAACACAGUGAACCGUAAAGCCUUAAAGACAGAGCGCAAAAGAAAACUGAACCGGCUUCCAGCUGUGACUCCAGAAGCUGCACUGCCAGGAAACAGAGAGAGUGGGUGUUCAGAGAAUGGCUCCUUGAGAGGUGGACCAGAAGACCCUGGUAAAGAAGAACCCCUUCAGUUAAUGGGCCGAUUAACAAGUGAAGAUGGUGCUCAUUUUUCCAAUGUUCAUUUUGAUAACAAAGUCAACCAGUCUGACCCUGACAAAAUUCCUGAAAAAGGCCCCACCUUUGAAAACAGAAAAGGUCCAGAGCUGGACUCUGAAAUGAACAGUGAGAAUGAUGAACCCAAUGGUGUUAAUCAAGUGGUACCUAAAAAGCGGUGGCAGCGUUUAAACCAAAGGCGCACUAAACCUCGUAAGCGCAUUAACAGAUUUAGGGAGAAAGAAAACUCUGAGGGUGCCUUUGGGGUUCCGCUUCCUGCUAACCCUGUAAAGAAAGGGGAUGAGUUUCCAGAGCAUAGACCUCCUCCUUCGACGAACAUAUUGGAGGAUGUGCUGACAGAUCCAAAUCACACUGGCCACUUAGAUUCAGUGGGGCCGCGGCUGAAUGUUUGUGAUAAAUCCAGUGCCAACACUGAGGAGAUGGAAAAGGAGCCAGGAAUUCCCAGUUUGAUCCCCCAGCCUGAGCUUCCUGAACCAGUUGUGCGGUCAGAGAAGAAACGCCUUAGAAAGCCAAGCAAAUGGCUUCUGGAGUAUACAGAAGAAUACGAUCAGAUAUUUGCUCCUAAGAAAAAACAAAAGAAGGUACAGGAACAGGUGCACAAGGUAAGUUCCCGCUGUGAAGAGGAAAACCUUCUAGUGCGAAAUCAAUCUAAUGCUCAGAACAAGCAGGUGGAUGAGAAUUCUUUGAUUUCAACCAAAGAAGAACCUCCAGUUCUUGAAAGGGAGGCUCCAUUUUUGGAAGGGCCUUUGGCUCAGUCAGAUUUUGGAGGUGGACAUGCUGAGUUGCCGCAGCUGACCUUGUCUGUACCUGUGGCUCUGGAAGUCUCUCCACGGCCUGCUCUUCCAUCUGAGGAAUUGCUAGUUAAAGCACCAGGAAAUUAUGAAAGUAAGCGUCAAAGAAAACCAACUAAGAAACUUCUUGAAUCAAAUGAUUUAGACCCUGGAUUUAUGCCCAAGAAAGGAGAUCUUGGCCUUUCUAAAAAGUGUUAUGAAGCUGGUCACUUGGAGAAUAACAUUACUGAAUCAAGUGCUGGAUCUCGUUCUAAAGAGUUCGGUGGAGGCACGACCAGGAUGUUUGAUAAACCAAGGAGGCGGAAACGACAAAGGCAUGCUACAGCUAGGAUGCAUUAUAAAAAACUGAAAAAUGAAGACUCAUCAAGAGAUACUCCAGGCUCAGAGGGAGACCUGAUGACACACAGGGCGGCUGCAAGCCCCAAGGAGGCUGUUGAAGAGGGCAUAGACAAUGACCACGGGAUGCCCGCGUCUAAAAAACUGCAGGGUGAACGAGGCGGAGGAGCUGCACUCAAGGAGAAUGUUUGUCAGAACUGUGAAAAACUGGGUGAGCUGCUGUUAUGUGAGGCUCAGUGCUGUGGGGCUUUCCACCUGGAGUGCCUUGGAUUAACUGAGAUGCCCAGAGGAAAAUUUAUCUGCAAUGAAUGUCGCACAGGAAUCCAUACCUGUUUUGUAUGUAAACAGAGUGGGGAAGAUGUUAAAAGGUGCCUUCUGCCCUUGUGCGGAAAGUUUUACCAUGAAGAGUGUGUCCAGAAAUACCCACCCACUGUCAUGCAGAACAAGGGCUUCCGGUGCUCCCUCCACAUCUGUAUAACCUGCCAUGCUGCUAAUCCAGCCAGUGUUUCUGCAUCUAAAGGUCGUCUGAUGCGCUGUGUCCGCUGUCCUGUGGCAUACCAUGCCAAUGACUUUUGCCUGGCUGCUGGGUCAAAGAUUCUUGCAUCUAAUAGUAUCAUCUGCCCUAAUCAUUUUACACCCAGGCGAGGCUGCCGAAAUCAUGAACAUGUUAAUGUGAGCUGGUGUUUUGUAUGCUCGGAAGGAGGCAGCCUUCUUUGCUGUGAUUCUUGCCCUGCUGCUUUUCAUCGGGAAUGCCUGAACAUUGAUAUCCCUGAAGGAAACUGGUAUUGCAAUGACUGCAAAGCAGGCAAAAAGCCACAUUACAGGGAAAUUGUCUGGGUGAAAGUUGGAAGAUACAGAUGGUGGCCCGCUGAGAUCUGCCAUCCUCGAGCUAUUCCUUCCAACAUUGAUAAGAUGAGACAUGAUGUAGGCGAGUUCCCUGUACUCUUCUUUGGGUCUAAUGACUAUCUGUGGACUCACCAGGCCCGAGUCUUUCCCUACAUGGAGGGGGAUGUGAGCAGCAAAGAUAAGAUGGGCAAAGGAGUGGAUGGGACAUAUAAAAAAGCUCUUCAGGAAGCUGCAGCAAGGUUUGAGGAGUUAAAGGCCCAAAAAGAACUAAGACAACUUCAGGAAGACCGAAAGAAUGAUAAGAAACCUCCACCUUAUAAACAUAUAAAGGUGAACCGUCCUAUCGGCAGAGUACAGAUCUUCACUGCGGACUUGUCUGAGAUUCCACGUUGCAACUGUAAAGCUACUGAUGAGAACCCCUGUGGGAUAGACUCCGAGUGCAUCAACCGCAUGCUGCUCUAUGAGUGCCACCCCACAGUGUGUCCUGCCGGAGGGCGCUGCCAAAACCAGUGUUUUACUAAGCGCCAGUAUCCAGAGGUGGAAAUUUUUCGCACAUUACAGAGGGGCUGGGGUCUCCGAACAAAAACAGAUAUUAAAAAGGGAGAAUUUGUGAAUGAGUAUGUGGGAGAGCUGAUAGAUGAGGAGGAGUGCAGGGCUCGCAUCCGUUACGCCCAGGAGCACGACAUCACUAAUUUCUAUAUGCUCACCUUAGACAAAGACCGGAUCAUUGAUGCUGGUCCCAAAGGAAACUAUGCUCGGUUCAUGAAUCACUGCUGCCAGCCCAACUGUGAGACACAGAAGUGGUCUGUGAAUGGAGAUACUCGUGUCGGCCUUUUUGCCCUGAGUGACAUUAAAGCAGGCACUGAACUUACCUUCAACUACAACCUAGAAUGUCUUGGGAAUGGAAAGACUGUUUGCAAAUGUGGAGCCCCGAACUGCAGCGGCUUUUUGGGUGUAAGGCCAAAGAAUCAACCCAUUGCCACGGAAGAAAAGUCAAAGAAAUUCAAGAAGAAGCAACAAGGGAAGCGCAGGAGCCAGGGCGAAAUCACAAAGGAGCGAGAGGAUGAGUGUUUCAGCUGUGGGGAUGCUGGCCAGCUCGUCUCCUGUAAGAAACCAGGCUGCCCAAAAGUUUACCACGCAGACUGUCUCAAUUUAACCAAGCGACCAGCAGGGAAAUGGGAGUGUCCUUGGCAUCAGUGUGACAUCUGUGGGAAGGAAGCAGCCUCCUUUUGUGAGAUGUGUCCCAGUUCCUUUUGCAAGCAGCACCGGGAAGGGAUGCUCUUCAUCUCCAAAUUGGAUGGGCGCCUGUCUUGUACAGAGCAUGACCCCUGUGGGCCCAACCCUCUGGAACCUGGGGAGAUCCGUGAGUAUGUGCCUCCCCCAGUACCACUGCCUCCAGCCCCAAGCACUCACCUGGCAGAGCAAUCAUCAGGAGUAGCUGCUCCGGGACCGAAGAUGUCGGACAAGCCACCUGCUGAAACCAAUCAGACAUUGUCGCUGUCCAAAAAAGCUCCAGCAGGGACUUGUCAGAGGCAAUCGCUGCCUGAAAGACCUCCUGACAGAACUGACUCCAGGCCCCAGCCUGUAGAUAGGGUCCGGGCCCUUACAGGGUCAGGGACCAAACCUCAGUCCUUGAUCUGCAGCCAGAAGCCAUUGGACAGGCCACCUGCAGUAGCAGGACCAAGACCCCAACUAUCUGACAAAUCCUCUCCAGUGACUGGCCCAAGCUCCCCGCCCUCCGUCAGGUCCCAACCACUGGAAAGACCACUUGGGACAGCUGAUCCAAGGCUGGAAAAAUCCAUAGGUGCUGCCAGCCCGAGGCCCCAGUCCCUGGAGAAAACCCCAGUUCCUACUGGCUUGAGACUUCCACCAACAGACAGACUGCUAGUCACCAGCAGCCCCAAACCCCAGACUUCAGACAGGUCUCCAGACAAAUCCCAUGCUCCUUUGUCCCAGAGAUUCCCACCUGCUGACAAAGUACUAUCAGCUGUGGUCCAGACCUUGGUGGCUAAAGAAAAAGCACUGAGGCCUGUGGACCAGAACACUCAGUCAAAAAAUAGAGCUGCUUUGGUGAUGGAUCUCAUAGACCUCACUUCUCGCCAGAAGGAACGGGCAGCUUCUCCUCAUGAAGUCUCACCACAGGCCGACGAGAAGAUGCCAGUGUUGGAGUCCAGCUCGUGGCCUGCCAGCAAGGGUCUGGGGCAGAUGCCCCGAGCUAUUGAGAGAGGCGGUGUGUCAGAUCCUGUCCUUCAGCCUCCCGGAAAAGCUAUGGCCCCCUUGGAGCACCCCUGGCAAGCUGUUAAGUCAUUCACCCAAGCCAGACUUCUUUCUCAGUCCCCUGCCAAGGCUUUUUUAUAUGAGCCAGCAACUCAGGCCUCAGGAAGAGCACCUGCAGGGGGUGAGCAGAUCCCGGGGCCUCCCAGCCAAGCACUGGGCCUGAUGAAGCAGGUGAAGCAGAUGGCUGGAGGCCACCAACUACCUGGACUUGCUGCCAAGAGUGGACCGUCCUUUAGGUCUCUUGGGAAGGCCCCACCCUCCCUCUCCGCUGAAGAGAAGAAGUUGGCAACCACAGAGCAGAGUUCCUGGGCCCUGGGAAAGGUCUCACCCGGGCCAGGGCUCUGGCCCAUGGUGGCUGGACAGACACUGGCCCAGUCCUGCUGGUCCUCUGGGAGCACACAGACGAUGGCGCAGACUUGUUGGUCUCUUGGAAGAGGGCAAGACCCUAAGCCAGAGCAAAGCCCAUUUCCAGCUCUUAACCAGGCUCCUUCCAGUCACAAGUAUGCAGAGUCAGAACAGAAAUAAUGCCAGUGAAUGUCAUGUGACCAGACCAGCUAUACCCCCAGGGUUCUUGGGGGAGGGAAAUAUUCACCCCCCCCUUCCAAAAACAGACCCCGACACUUUUCCGCUGUUAUUCUUUCUUUAUAUCCCAGCAUUCAGAAUUCUGGUGACAUUAGCCAGUGGGCUUGUGGCUAUGUGAACCAUGUAUGGAAAUCCAAGUGGGCCUCAGCCAAGGAGACAGACAGACUUGGGUCUCUUUCCCUCAACCUUUACACAUGGUCAACUUGAAAUAAAAAGUCCACUCUGGAGUCAAGCAUGGGAUUCAAUUCCACUGGUCAGGUUGGAAGGAAGGUACAGGGGCUCUCUAUUUCUCUAGCCCUGCAGACCUCCACCGAGGGCACCUGAUGAACCCCUGGGAGGAACUGAUAAUCCAUUCAAAUCAGUGGUGAUUUCUUGAGCAUUCUCGUGUGCUAGGCCAGGUGCUAGUCACUGAUAGGAGAUACAGAAAUAAAUAAGACCUGAUCCCUGUGAGCCUAACAUGCCUGCCUGGGCUUCCAGGCUGCUUUCAAGAACCUUUGACCAGGAAAUAAUACGAAGAGUUGAGGGGCCCUGAGGCUCCAGGCUCAUUCUGUAAUGUUCCUUGUGGCCCCAGAAAUGGUCGUGUUGAGUGUGGUUCUUCUGGCCGGGUGUGCAUGUGUGCACGUGCAGAUGUACCUAGGCAGGAGGGGCUGCACAGAGGCCAGGCAGGGCUGUUGGCUGGGAAGCCACUGCUGCUUCUGUCUGGGUGGUGCAGUCUGAAGGUCUGUACUUGACGGAACAGCUGGUUGGGGGCUGGGCUCCACAGGGGCAUGGCUUUCCCACAGUGUAAGAAGGCAACUGGCAAGCGUACCUUUUUUACCAGUUUUCCUCCUUUUACAUCAACCCACCCAUGCCUGUUCCCCAGACACUCAGGUGCUUUCAGAUUUCAGAGUCUCGGGCAGUGGACCUAAGGAAUCUCUGGCAAGCUCUGGGCUAGAUCCACCACCAGCUCAGGGAGGUUGCCAGGCCCUGAUGGAAAAUUACUUAUUUUCUGAUUAUUUGCUCUUCUACCUGAAUGGAAGGAGUCCUCUUCUUCACUAGUGGAUUCUGCCACCUUCUUCCUGAGAAUUGUGCUCUAUGUUGAGAGCACUUGCCUGCUGACUCAGUUCAAAGGCAACCAUAACCCUUCCUUUAUGACUGGCAAGAUGUGGCAUUUAGAGAAAUGUCCAGUCUAAGAGUUGACUCCUCAUAACUGCUGAUUAUCUGUUACUGCUGCCCUGAGCUGGGGCUCAAGGGCUGGGAAAUCUGUUGGUGCUACCCUGCCCUACCGUUCACCCAGCUCACUGACUGCCAACAGGAAGUGCUGUUUGGUCAGUUCCUUCCCAUUCACUCACGCCUCCUUUGUCCCUAGACCAAAUGUGUUUACCUCUCUGCUUUGCCAACUUAGCCAGCAGCUUUAGCCAAUCAGGUCACCUGGCCCAAAUGUCUCCUGACCAUUCUGUCUCAGUUAGGCUUUUAACCCCUCAACAGGAUUCUGUAUUUUGUCCCAGUUUCCCACUAAGUUCCCUAAUGAGGUUGCUCCGAUCACUCUUAAGGAGGGAACAAUAGUUCUUAUAGAAGCAUUUGCGCUUUAUAUAAAGAUUAAAAAGAGACUUCGCUUUUAUUUCCCAAAGUUAGUCUCUGGGGUUGAGACACUUGAACUCAGGCAGAGGCACAAGGCUGGGCAGGGCUGCCCCGAGUUUAGGGGCCUGUCCUUGCAUCUCACUUAGACCUCGGAACCUCCUCUGUAAAUUCCACCUGCCUAGUUCUCCCCUUCCAUCCUAUAAUCUCUUCCCACAUCAUCAGAGAGGAAAAGCUCUUUGUUUGAAAGGAAGAGAAAACAAAGCAUCUUAUUUUCUUUUUUAAAAAUUUUAAACCAUGGAAAAGAUAUUUUUAAAGAAAUCCACCCAGAACAUUAAAGUUCAUUAUAUUAAGUAUUUAUCAUGUGUGAGAAUAAUAAGUAUAUAUCUGCAGCUAGUAAGUCUUUUCCCUAAUCUCUUAGGUUGUAUGAUAGGGUUUGCUCGGUGCCAGUCCUGUGCCCUUUCCCGUCAUCUGUAGUCGUGAUCAGAAAAAGUAUCCGCACUGCACUGUUAGACCCUCCUUCACUAUGUUGUGUGCUAAAUUACCGUAGCUCUUUGUUUCAUGAAAUAAACUGUGAAUUUUUGUGUGUGUGUGGUGGGGGGUUGUGCAGGCUAUGUAAAAAUUUGUAAGUGGAGAAGUUUGAUUCUGAAGCAGCUUCUCUGAAGUAGGCUUUGGUAGGUAAUUGACUUGACAGCCGCUCUAAAGAACUCCCACAGUUCAGGAAGGAGUGAGGGAAAGGUGAGCCAUGAUUGGCCACUUUGUGGUUUUGCUUUGGUCUUUUCUAUUUUCCAUCAUUCACUGGUAACUUCCUUCCAGACCUGCCUAGGAAAACAACAUAAGAACUAUGUUUGGUUUUGGGGGUAGGAGGCAGUUCUUUAUCUAGAUGGAUGGAGUGCCAGGCUUUCCUGAGGGCCAUGGAAGGAGUCUCUCAGGUUGAAUGGAAACUACAGAUUCAACUGUCAGGCCCCCUGAUCACAGCAGAUGUUAAUGACCUCUAAUGACCUCUAGGUCAUUAACAUCUUCACACCAUGAAAGCAGUCAUUGUACAAUUAAGAGUAGAAUCAAGACUGUUGAAAAGUGAGACUCUGGCCUGAUGGUGGGAGUGACCUAGCCAGCCCUCGGGGGUCCCCUGGAGCCUGCACUGAGGCCUUUUCUCCAGGGAGUGUGAAUUGGCAGUUAAAAGGAAGUCAUUUCUUAGAAGUUCCUGAUCUUUGUGCAGAAUGAUAUUUUGGGUAUUUGGCCAAGUGCUUGGAAAUUGGAAUCUCAAGAGAGUUUGCCUCUAAGCCAAUUCCCCAGGAAGCCUUUCCCAGGGGGAUGCCAUAGCUUCUUCCAUAGACAGAACAAAUACCUCUCCAAGCCCUGUUAAGUCAGGGGAAAAAAGCUUAAGGAAACUGUUAAAUUCAAAGCCUCAUUUGCUUCUCAUACUGAAGCUAACCCAUUCUAAUAACAAGAUAGCUGUCACUACUACAAAAGCAUACAAGUUUUUAAAUGUCUGCUUCCCCCUACAGUUACUGAGUGAUUUAAAUCACUGUGUUGAUCCUCUUCCAAACAACUACCAAAUCUACAUCUUUGGCACUGAUGAAAAUUAAGUGUAUUUUCCAUAUCCUCUACCCCACCCCACGGUCAGGGCAUGAAGCGCACAGCAGCUCUUUCACAGGUUUGGCAGUGUCUACUCGCUGGAGCUGGACUCCCAGGUUGCCUUGUGAGAACACAGUGGAGGCGAGAAGUCUGGUCCUGGCAGCUUCCCCUGUGGAGAGGAAGUAGGGGAGCCCUACACAUGGGCGGGUUCUGGCUGCAGCUUCUAUGAAGCGGGUCUUCUAAGGCUUUUUGGGGGGAUGUUGCCAUCUUCUUGGGAUUUGUCAACCAGGAGGUCAGAAUGGCCCAGUGUUGUGACCUCUCUGAGAUGGAAGCAGGAAGGCGCUGCCAUGAGCCCCAUUCCUGCUGAAGGACGUUUGGGCUGUUCCACGUAUUAAGACAUUCCAGAUUGUUUAGAGCUAGGUAGCCACUGCAUGAGGUUGGCUGUGGCCUAGAAAGCUUAGUCUUAGCCGAGCUUUCUAAGGCCAGAGUUUGCUAUAGUAUAAAUUGAACUAAGAAUAGAUCGUUGCUUUGUACACUCAAAAAAAAAAAAAAAAAGUAAUGAUGGUGCUAAUUUCCCGGUAUAAAUAAGCACUGCCAAGGGUUGAGGGACUGGCGACUUGAGAAACCCAGCUUCCUGUUUGGGAGGAAGAGAUUUUAUGUAGAACAGUUUCCUUGAGGCUCCGUUUGAGAGGAGAGGGGCAGAACCUCGUCGAAGGCUGUACCCAGCCCUGGAGUGGUCCAAAGCAACACAGAGGUGGAAGAAAUGCUGUGUCCAGAUGAGUGUGGCCAUUGAGUCUCUCAGGGCUGGCAUCACCUUGUCCAUGGCCUCCAUCCACACUGCCUGGAACAGGUCGGUAGAGUGCUCCAGGUACAGGGUCUCCCUUGGUUACCCUCUGCCCCUCUCUACCCCUUCUACUCUUGUGGGAACACCUCUGUUGCUUAUGAAGAUUAAGGGUAAUGUUUCUUAAGGAAGUGGUAGGUUUAUUUAGAAGUCCACAACCUGGGAAGUGUUUCCUACCAACAUAAGCAAAAAACAGCACACAUGAAAUUCUUAAGUGGUCCCUUUUCUAGAGCUGCUUUCUCAUGACUUUCCAAAAAUCAGGCUGUGGAGGGGCUUCACAUGUAGCACUCUGGAAGUCAAGCAGAAGAGCUUUGUGGACAAGAGGUGUGAGCACCGGGAGUAGCAGCAGAAAUAGUUCUGGUGCUUUAGACUUCCAGGGUAGGGGCAGAGAGCAGGUGGGCUCCAGGCCUGAGGUGGGUGCUGCCUGUGUGUGCAUGUAGGUGAGUGUGUGUAGAGGAUGGGUGAGUGCAGCACACAGGAGCUCGUGGAAGAGAUUUCUAAGUCUUGGCGAAGAAACAAGCUGACAAUAGAGAUCUAUCUUUAUAUUUUUAAGAAAGGGAUGUGGGGGAAUCAGCUGAGGUCCAUCACCUUUUUUUUUUCCUCCUCCUCACCCCCAUAGAUUGUCAGCUAUAAGUGAAACUCUUAGUGGAAAAGAGGGGAGCCCUGUGCUAGGAGUCCCCAUAAACAUGUACUGUAAUUCUUUGUAUAUAGAAAAAAAAUUACUGUAAAGUAAAGUUUAACUUUACUCUUAUGGCCCUUA